Molecule: messenger RNA, 947 nt
Organism: Hevea brasiliensis (rubber tree)
Lineage: Eukaryota; Viridiplantae; Streptophyta; Magnoliopsida; Malpighiales; Euphorbiaceae
Product: transcription initiation factor TFIID subunit 13
Exons: 6
Coding region: 443-829 (128 amino acids)
Biological process (GO): transcription by RNA polymerase II
Molecular function (GO): protein heterodimerization activity
Source: RefSeq, a predicted model, not a curated record
AGUUAUUGACGGUGAGUUAAAAGCCUGACAUCACACACCUUUUCGACGGCGAGCAAACCUAAUGAAUUAUCGUCGGUGCUGAAGAUUUCACUGGAUUCUCGCUUUUUCGAUUGGAGAAAAUCUCUUCUUCACUCAAAUCAUUGGGAUUUUUAAGGAUUUUUUUUGGUGAUUGGAUUAGUAGGAACUUCUGCAUUUUUUAAAAAAGUUUUGAUCGAAAUUUUGAUGAUCAAAGUGCCAGGCGAUUUCCCGGCUCUUUGGACCCAAAGUUAUCCAGUUAUUGUAUUGCAGAACCCUAUUCCAUGGGAGAGUUCCUGCCUUGUUUUUUUAUACCAAAUAAAUACAAGUUCAGGGGCUAUUCCAUUGGAUAUUGCAUUUCAUUGACUGCUGAAGAUAAAUUGAUUUCUCUGACAGCUAUUGAAAGGGAAAUAAGCACACAUAGAAGAUGAACAGCUCAUCUGCAGGACCCUCAUUGAAAUCUAAAGUCGGAUCUUCACAACCUUCUGAAACUUCAUUUAAGCGAAAGCGAGGAGUCUUUCAGAAAGACUUGCAGCACAUGAUGUAUGGUUUUGGAGAUGAUCCUAAUCCUCUUCCUGAAAGUGUGGCACUUGUAGAGGAUAUUGUCGUUGAGUAUGUAACAGAUUUGGCACAUAAAGCCCAAGAUAUAGGAUCAAACAGGGGAAAGCUUGCAGUUGAUGAUUUUCUGUACUUAAUUCGCAAGGACCUCCCAAAACUUAACCGCUGUACAGAACUUUUAUCUAUGCAAGAGGAGCUGAAACAAGCAAGGAAGGCUUUUGAAGUGGAUGAGGACAAGUUAGCAUCUAUUGAGUGAGACAUGAGAAAGCAUGAAUUAACUGGCAUCCUGUUUUGUAUUUGAAUGUUGUUUGUUUUGUUGGUCGUUAUGUAAAUAAUGAAGACGGUUGGAUAAUUGAUUAUCUCAGUUUUCUAUA